This is a messenger RNA of Rhizopus microsporus ATCC 52813, 703 nucleotides long. RefSeq lists its product as uncharacterized. The coding region runs from base 61 to 597 and encodes 178 amino acids. NCBI's taxonomy places the organism in Eukaryota, Fungi, Mucoromycota, Mucoromycetes, Mucorales, Rhizopodaceae. The transcript is spliced from 4 exons. The record is from RefSeq and is a predicted model, not a curated record.
GUCAACAAGUAUAAAUAGAUACUUCUUAUCAUCCUUUUAUUUAUUUAUUUCGGUUAAAAAAUGAAUAAGAUUCACUUGGUUGUGUUUGUACAUGGUAUGAUGGGCUCAAGAGCUCAUUCGCUCUAUGUAAGCGAACGACUUGUCAGAAAGUGUCCUAAUAUACAAACUGUAAAGCUUAUAAAUAAAUCAAAUACGCCAAACGAAGGAUGGCUGAUGAAUGAUGGCGUGGAUGUCUGUGGACUUCGAUUAGCACAGGAGAUAUAUGAUCAUAUCAUAUACUUGCACACAUCCAAAUCGAUGACAGUAACCCAUUUUUCGAUCUUUGGUCAUUCAAUGGGCGGUAUUGUAGCUCGAUUUGCAAUCGGAAUUUUAGAUAGACAAGGCGUGUUUACAAACAUAAAGUUGAUGAACUAUAUAUCCUUUGCUUCACCUCAUUUGAGUAUCUAUAUUCCUUAUCAAGAGUGGUAUAGUCGGGCGAUCAAUGAAAUCGUAAAGAUAGGUGGAUGUCCGAUUACAGAUCAAUUGUCAUUUUGUGAUUCAUUUAGAGAAGGCAAACCAUUGUGGGAGAUAUUAGCGGAUCCAGGUACGGCGAUAUGAUAGCAAAAUAAGAACAGACAAGAUUCAUUUUAUUUUAGCACAUGAAUUCUAUACUGCCUUGAAAAAGUUUAAACACAAACGUAAUUAUGUCAAUACAACUGGUGAC